Molecule: messenger RNA, 1425 nt
Organism: Daktulosphaira vitifoliae (grape phylloxera)
Lineage: Eukaryota; Metazoa; Arthropoda; Insecta; Hemiptera; Phylloxeridae
Exons: 1
Coding region: 276-971 (231 amino acids)
Source: RefSeq, a predicted model, not a curated record
GCUUUUUGGUCGUCUUUUAUAAUUUUAAAAACAAAUACUUUCAUUAUUUGAAAAAAUAUAUUUUUAAUAAGCGUGUUUAAUGCUUUUAUAAUUCAAAGUUUUAUAUUUUGUCUUUGUAAAUUAACAUAUAUUUUAUACAAUUAGGUUUAAAGUUUUUUUUUUUUUUUUUGAAAGUGAAAUACUAAUAUUUGUGGUAUUUUUAAGUUAUCUUUUGCAAUCAAACUUUUAAAUAAUAUUUAAGUUUCAUUCUUGUAUUCUUAAAUUAAGUUUUAAAAAUGCUUUUAUUUUGUCACAUACUAACCUUUUUAAUGAUAACAUUUGAUAUAUCAAAUGAACAUCUAGUUGAUCACGACAUUUUUUGGGUUAAUCCAUGUGGCUAUUCAAAGAAAAAUGAAGAACCUCCUAUAACACCCUUAGAUGUUAUUAAACGUGUUUUAUUAGAAGCGCAUUAUAAUCAUCAUUGUUUUAACCAGUUCAAGUAUGAAUUUAUAUAUGAAUUGACUGGUGUUGAAUUUGAUAAACAUUAUGAAGAUUGGGAAUAUCUUUAUAAUAGUUGGAUGACUAAUGAAUUACCAACAAUGCCAGGGAUAGUUUUAUCAGAGACAUGGUUAAACUCACGUGAAUUUCCUAAAGAAUUAACUUUUACAUUUGAAACACUACAAAGAGCAGCUGUUGGUCUUGAAAAAUUCUUAGAUGAUAAAAAAAAUGAAGAAUAUUAUUCUACAAAACUCUCUCUAUGUAGAAAUAAACUAAAAACACUCUUGUGUGAAGUUUCUGACGGAAUUGAAGAUAUGAAUCAAAAUAAAAUGCCAGACAUUAAAAGAGAAGUUAUACCAAAUGAUAUUAGAAAUGAACCUAAUGUUGCACAGAGAAACCUAACAAAUUCUUUAAUUUUUAGGGACUAUAUAAUUUCUAUUGAAUAUAUAUUACAAACUUAUAAAUAUUUCCGCAAUUCUUAUGAACAUAAAUAAUUAUUGAAAUUUUCAUUAAUUCUUGUAAUAUAUAAGAUGAAUUCUAUGACAUGUUAACGUUAAUAACUAUUAUUUCAUAUAAAAAUGUAAGGUUAUAAUUAAAAUAAAAAUUAACUAUUAUAAUUCAUAUAGCUUUCAUAUAUUUUGAUUAAUACUUAAAAAGUGAUUACAAAUGAUAUUGAGCUGUCUAUCUGUUAUACAGGUGGUAAAAUUAAAUAUAUAAAGUGUGGACUUGCAUGUUUUGACAAAUCCUACAAAAUUUGAUACUAUUUUGCUAUAUUUUUUUAUGUAGUUUUUUUUUUUUGCGUUUUAGGUUUAUAAUAGUAUAAAUUAUAUAAUUUAAAUUUAUUUGAUACAUGAUAUCAAACGUCAGUAUAAGUUAAUAAGAAAAAUAUAGAAAAUAAUUCAAUCUGUUUAUGCUAAAUAUUUGUUAUAGGCACAAUUUUUUCCAUAA